GACGGCAUCGGAUUUUCAGAAACAAAUCUUACAAGGCAAAGAGUAUGAAAAGGCCUUUCCUCCGUUCACCGACUGCGAGGCUCCAGUGGAUAUUCAAAUACAAUUCUUCCUGCAAAGCUUUGAUGCCGUGGAUGAACAGCAUUCUUCUGUAACAGUCACCGGUUAUCUCAGACAUUGGUGGGUGGAUGACCGACUGGCAUUUGUGCACAAUGACACUUGCGCGGAGUCCGUGUACAUUCCAGCAAGUUUGAUCUGGACUCCCGACCUAUACAUCUACAACGCAAUUCAGCAGGCGCAUCAUGAGAAUGGCAUCAUCACCGCCGUGCACGCGAACGGAACUGUCUUUCAUUCUGUUGCUUUCCACGGGAGCCUCAAGUGCUCCAUGCAGUAUCACCGCAUGCCAUACGACUCGCACGGCUGCUACAUGAAAGUGGGCCGCUAUGACGCGACGGUGGAUAGCAUUCGAGUGAGGCCACGGAAUGGGAACAUGGGCAAGACAGGCAUUGGUGUCGUUGGAGACAAGAUGUUCUCGCCAAGCUGGUUCAUUGAGAAUGAGCAGGCUAUCCAGAAUCCUGGGUUGCGAAUCCAGAAGUACUGGCCGGACCUUGGGGGAUCCACCGACAUCGUGUUCCUGCCGUUCACGUUCUCUCGUCGUCCUGGAUACCUCGUUCGCAUGGUGCUGGUACCUUCCUGGCUGUUUUUGCUGGUGAGCUACACUGGCUUCUUUAUCGACCCAAGCUCCGCUCCUGCUCGAGCAGCAGUCGCGUUGCUCCCGGUUCUCAUCAUGCGAACGCUGCAGGGUUUCGUGUUCUCCAAGCUCCCACAGGUUGCCACGUGUGUGUGGCUGACCGAUUACCUGCUCGUCUCCAUGAUCCUGUGCUGUUAUGCUGCCAUUCACCUGGCCAUCGUGCAGCUACUCUUGAUCUCUGAACAAAAGGCUGCAGAGAAUCUGAAGCAACUUCAAAAGGUGGAGGCAAAAGCACGUGAGCUCAUCCAGGACUCUUUGAAGAAGAAGAAGUUUGUUGUGGAAUUGCUGAAAGAUUACCAGCCCGUACAGAGGACAAGACGCUUCCACGCCGUUCAUCUGUCGUACUUAGCAGAGCGGAAAGAGCAGAGCGGAAAGCCUUCAGUCAACACGAGCCACACGCGCGAAGACCUCGAGACGGUAAAGAGCUUCACCGAGAUGACGGAUUCACCGAUACACGCACAAGCACAGGACGGAUCCGAGGUAAAGAUUCCUUUGAUCGGUGAAGUCGACGACUCCACACCAACGUCACCAACUUCGCGACCUCGGCUAAGUUCUGUUGAGUUCGAUUCACGCUGUUCCUUCCACAUCGACUUCGGCAGCCAGCGCCAUCUUUCUCCCAUCGAUCAGAAAGUGACAACAGAAGGUGAUCUGCUGGUAAUCAAGCACUUGCUCUCUCUAUGGCAAAGGGAAGUCACAGACGGACUUGCUGAUCCCGAAAUGCUUCGCAGAGUCAUGUCCAGGUUCAACAUCUUUCUUGCAACCGCUGACGCCGAAGAAAUCAUGUGCAUGUUUCUCCGUGACAAGGGGUUUGAUACGCCAGUUGAAACUGGCAACGUGCGCAUCAUUUUUUCCCUGUUCAUGGAGCUGCUGCUCGACAUGGAGAAGUACAAGUUUGCUGUGCAGCCGCCCCCUUGGUACAGCCUCCCUUUGUCCCCCAGGGUUCCGUGGUCUCGGAGGCUCGACGUGAGCCUGCAGAUCCUUUUCCCGCUCUUCGUGACCUUGCAUGCCUUGAUCUUCUUCAGCUUGAUCAGGGCCUACCCGCAGAACCCUGACAUUGGUCUUGUGGAAGACAUGGACCGCGUCAUGGAAUGGCAAUGA
Symbiodinium sp. CCMP2456 is the source of this 1846-nucleotide messenger RNA. NCBI's taxonomy places the organism in Eukaryota, Dinophyceae, Suessiales, Symbiodiniaceae. The record is from the annotation of a GenBank genome assembly.